Messenger RNA from Botrytis porri, 726 nucleotides. RefSeq lists its product as uncharacterized. NCBI's taxonomy places the organism in Eukaryota, Fungi, Ascomycota, Leotiomycetes, Helotiales, Sclerotiniaceae. The record is from RefSeq and is a predicted model, not a curated record. Bases 316 to 726 code for a protein of 136 amino acids. The transcript is spliced from 3 exons.
GGUUGAAGGUCGUGUCCGUGUCGCAACACAUACCAAAAAAAUCUCAAAUCGCCCAACUACGAACCAGAUCCAUCUCUUCGAUUUCGGACAACGGCUAAUAACGUGGACCAGCUAGGGGAAUUGAUUCGCAAGGAAGGGGACAAGUACUCGGAUCUUAUCAUAAUAUUCAAAGGAGUAGCAUUUCAUGUGCACAGAAACGUCAUUUGCGUACAAUCCAAGUUCUUCACUGCUAUGGUGGAUCGCGACUAGAAAGAUGGUACUGCUUGUAAGAUACUGCUCGAAUUCCAUGAGGCUGAUCUCGACGUCUUUCAAAGAAUGGUCCGAUUUUUCUAUCACCGCUCUCUUGAUGAUGAACAUGACCUCGUCACUCUCACCAAACUUUACAUUGUGGGGGGAAAAUGGAGCAUUCCUUUCCUGAAGGAGAACACUGCCUCCAAAGUUGAAGUCCUUCUAGACACAUGUUCACGGCGCGGUCAUUCUCCUACUGAUGCAGUCUUCGAAAUGCUGAAGCUCGCUUAUGCAUGUCUUCCACAGUUGAAUACUGAUCUCAAAUAUGUCAUCUUGCAUCACGUUCUGAAGCACGAAAGUUUGAAGCCCUCGAUGAAGGAUCGUGACUUCGGAGCUUUUGUUGCACAGAAUGGAAGCAUAGCAAUGGACAUCUUACAAGCCCAAUUGAAUGCUCGCAAAACGGCUCUAAAAAUUGAAAAAAGGUAUAAAGAUCAAUAA